Messenger RNA from Stylophora pistillata, 692 nucleotides. RefSeq lists its product as uncharacterized. NCBI's taxonomy places the organism in Eukaryota, Metazoa, Cnidaria, Anthozoa, Scleractinia, Pocilloporidae. The record is from RefSeq and is a predicted model, not a curated record.
GUAGACUGGGUUCUACUUAUAUCCAAAAUGGCGGUCGUAGGGUCACUGACGAAAGGAACAGGUGAAGUUGUAGAAUUUAGACAUGUGCUUCUUUCAUCUGAGCACUCUCAAGGAAGAAAAGAUGAUUUUGAAAGUCUGCUCCACUCCUUAAAGAAACUUCAACGGGAUGUUAACUCUUGUUUAACGGAAAUUAUUGAACAGGAAAAGACAUCAGAAACACACUCGGCCUUGGAAAAGCAAAUAACUGAAGACGAUGACCUGGAUGACAGCGAAGAUGACUUGGAAGAUCUAAAUACUACGGAGAAGCAAAACGGAGCGCUACAAGAACCGCAAUUGAAGAAGUUAAGGACAUAGCUUGCUGUUUAGUUGGUCUCGAACUAGGAAGGAUGCAACAUGAACAGAAAAGGCAGCCAAUAAAAUCGAGUGUGCUUUGUUCACAGCAAUCUAGUUGGAUGAAGGUAUAUGAAGAUAAAGGUUUUUGACGGAACAUGUCAAGAAUUGAAUGUCAGUUGUGGAAGUCAUUUGGGAUUAAAAUCAUUGAACGACUAAAAAAUAUUGACUGGAAAAGUAUCGAAAGGUGGUGAUUAUUACAAACUAGGAUACUUUUCCAACAUUCACAGGGGUCGAAUUUUAUUCUUGGAUCACUAACCCUUCGGGUUAGGAGACAUCUUUUUUACUAACCAAAUUAUAAA